Messenger RNA from Chaetura pelagica (chimney swift), 1044 nucleotides. RefSeq names its product SIX homeobox 3 (gene SIX3). NCBI's taxonomy places the organism in Eukaryota, Metazoa, Chordata, Aves, Apodiformes, Apodidae. The transcript has 5 exons. The record is from RefSeq and is a predicted model, not a curated record. Gene Ontology annotation, biological process: eye development; regulation of transcription by RNA polymerase II; brain development. Gene Ontology annotation, molecular function: DNA-binding transcription factor activity, RNA polymerase II-specific; RNA polymerase II cis-regulatory region sequence-specific DNA binding. Bases 1 to 1044 code for a protein of 347 amino acids. Gene Ontology annotation, cellular component: nucleus; transcription regulator complex.
AUGGUGUUCAGGUCCCCGCUAGAGCUUUAUCCCACCCAUUUCUUCUUGCCAAACUUCGCCGCCGACCCGCACCACCGCUCCCUCCUUCUCGCCAGCCUGCCGGUGGCACCGGGGGCAUGCGAGGCCAUCAACAAGCACGAGUCCAUCCUCCGCGCCCGGGCGGUGGUGGCCUUCCACACGGGCAACUUCCGAGACCUCUACCACAUCCUGGAGAACCACAAAUUCACCAAGGAGUCCCACGGCAAGUUGCAGGCCAUGUGGCUUGAAGCGCACUACCAGGAGGCCGAGAAGCUAAGGGGUCGCCCGCUGGGGCCGGUUGAUAAAUACAGGGUGAGGAAGAAGUUUCCGCUGCCCAGGACCAUUUGGGAUGGCGAGCAGAAGACGCACUGCUUCAAGGAGAGGACUCGCAGCCUCCUGAGGGAGUGGUACCUGCAGGACCCUUACCCCAACCCCAGCAAGAAAAGGGAACUGGCUCAGGCCACGGGGCUCACCCCCACGCAAGUAGGCAACUGGUUCAAAAACCGAAGGCAAAGAGACAGAGCAGCGGCGGCUAAAAACAGGUCAGUGGGGGGCUGCAGAGCUCCGAUCCGGGGCGGGGGGGAGAUGGGCGGCGGGAAUCCGCACCGCGGAGAAGGCCACGAACGGCCCGAGGCAGGGCCCGCCCCGUCGGGGUUCAUCUCCCCCGCCCCGCGGGCUUGGCUCAAGGCGCGGUUCCGCGCGGGGUCUCCCCACGGGCAGCCCCGGCAGCAUCUCUGCCCCGUCGUCAACACGAGAUGUGGCACUCGGCGUAAAUUCGGCCUCUCUUCAGGGGCCUCGUCGCUUCCCGGUGUCAAGGAACUUCACCUCGGUGGCCGGGUCGCCUCUGCGCCCCCCGGCUGCGGGCCCAGGACGCGGACCCCGCUGCUGACAGACUGGUUCCUCCCGGGAUUGGGGCUCCCUCACCCUCCGGGCAAAGCUAAGCAGAAGGCACGCUCUCGGCCUGCCACCUCCAAGCGCACAGAGCUGGGCAGGUGCGGAGUCCGACGCUUCGCCUACCAGAUGUAG